CCCCGUCAGAGAUCAUUAAGGGAUAAUCCCAUCGGAAAAGGUCUGGAGGCGCUCUGCGCUUCAUUCAUUUCGAUCUGCGCAGACAAGCAGGUUCUGCGCGCCACGUACGCACUGGAUGAAGUUGGCCAAGACGGAAUCUUGCGCUUCUCCUUCUUUCCUCUCUACAAAUCCUUCCGGCUACAGUCUGGCUCCAUUCUAAGGCAGGACGUCGAACCUUCCGAAGCGAUCUCCUCAAAGCUCAAUUCCACCGUCGACGGCUACGAUGACUUCCAUUUCGACCGAAUCAAGCAUCUUCUGAAUGCAGCCCUCGCCGGUCAUCCAGACGAUACCCUGAUCUGGGAUCAAAUCUACCACGCUGUUAUGCAAUCCGCAAUGGCAGAGCGAUCCCGGAUCAUCAGCGAUAAUCCCAUCGGCAACGGUCUUGCUGAUUUCCACGCAGAAUUCAACUCGAUCUGCGACGAGAAGAACGUGCCCCGCACUCCGGACGCGCUGGGCCAACUUGACCAAGAGAAUCUCCGAAAUCUUGUCCUUACCCUUCUUUCGGCGCUACAGUUCUUUCCCGCCUCCCGUCUGCUUCACUCCGGCGGUAUAGGCAAAAAUCUCCGCGGUGACAUUAUAAGACUCCAAUCCGCGGUCGUUUCUGACGACUUCCGCUUCGACUUCGACCGCUUCAACCGUCUGCUGAAUGCAGCCCUCGCCGAUGAUCUAGACGAUGCCCUUGUCUGGGAUCAGGUCAACCGCGCCGUCACCGAGCCCACCCCGCCGCCCCGGCCAAUGCCAUCUUCCCUCCAGCAAACCCCAUGGCUACACAACACGGGCAGUUUUGCCAACUCCUCGGAAUGCCGCCAAGAUGUGGACAGGGUCCUUAGGUCGGAGCUUGGUCCUCUCUACGUCGGGCUUCCUCGCUUCCGCGAAGCCUUUUUUGGACGCGUGGCGGGCCUACAUGCAGCAUCCGAGGCUGUCUUGAAGAAGUGCACGCAAGGCAGUAAUCCACUCUUGAGCAGCGAAGGGUGGCGCGGAUGGCCGGCAGGGGCAAAAGAGGGCGACGUGCUGGCCUGGUUUGACGACAUUCUCGCGAAGCUGGAUGCAUUUGCAGAAGACCACAGACCGACCCCAACGCGCCGACGAAGACCACUCGCACAGCCUAAUAAGCCGAUCCAGGGUUCAACCGGAGAGCGGAAGCUAGACGUCGGCUUGGUGGACGACCCCGACGCCGGAAAAGAUUCUCGAUGCCGCUGGUCGCAGAUUCUGGUGCCUGGAGAGCUGAAGAGGAACCCGUCUGCCGACAGAGCCUCAAAGGCGUGGCUUGAUCUGGGGAGGUACGCAAGAGAAGUGCUCGCAGCCCAAGACACCCGCCGCUUUGUCUUGGGCUUCACUCUCUGCGGGCCUCUGAUGAGAUUGUGGGAGUUUGACCGGCUGGGUGGGAUCGCAUCCGAGAAGUUCGACAUCAACGAGGAUGGGCUGCAGUUUGUAUCCACGAUUCUCGGGUUUCUGUGGAUGAGCGAAGAGGAGCUUGGCUUCGAUCCUACAGUCGUCACGGUAGAGGGCCAGCGGUUCGUUAUAAUCGAACGAGACGACCGGACAGAGCGUCUCGUCAUCGACAAGCUAAUGGCCCGUGCACCUUGCAUCGCCGGCCGCGCGACCACUUGCUGGAGAGCGCAUCGCGAAGAAGACCCACAAGUACGACUCGUUAUCAAGGAUUCGUGGCAGUACACGGAGCGCGAGGAAGAAGGGGAGCUGCUUCAAGAGGCAACUGAAAAGGGCGUGGUUAACGUGGCCCGCUACUACCACCACGAAACUGUUCAGGUGCACGGCACAGAUGAUGAUACUCGGACCAACGUUCGCGGAGGGCUAGACAUCACAACAGCUACAAACUACCGGCCGGAACGCUCGAUGCCGCCGCCAAGUACAAUCGCGUCUGGGGCUUCACGGAGAACUCGCAGCAGCAGCACUGCUGGCAGGAAACGAUCAUCCAGCCAAAUUAGCGCCGCACUGCCCCCCAGCAAGCGAUCCUGUUCCACAUCUUCAACAAAGGCUGGCAAUGACGCACUAUUGAAUCGGGUGCAUCGGCGUGUCGUUCUCCGUGACUAUGGAGAGCCCAUCUACAAAGCAAGCUCUCGGUCGGCUCUCCUUGCGGCGCUGGAGGGUUGCAUUAAGGGACACGAGUCCUUGCUCGAGGCUGGCUUCCUUCAUCGGGACAUCUCGGUCAAUAAUCUGAUGAUCAACGAGGAUGACAACAACCACUCCUUAUUUUCUUUCUUGAUCGAUCUCGACCUCGCCGUAAGACAGCCACGAGAGGGCGCGUCCGGAGUAAAGGGCAAGACCGGUACGCGAGCAUUCAUGGCAAUCGGGGCGCUUCUCGGCGAGCAGCAUUCUUUCAUGCACGACCUCGAGUCGUUUUUCUGGGUCCUGUUCUGGAUAUGCAUCCAUUACAAAGGGCCAGGUGAGGAUACAGUCGUUCCGCGGUUUGAGAAGUGGAACUACGUUGAUACAAAGGAGCUAGCAGAGCUGAAGAAAGGGCAAGUAUCCCAUGAAGGCGACUUUAUUAGAACCGCUGAAGAGAACUUCACGCCAUACUACCAGCCAUUGAUACCUUGGGUUAACAGACUGCGGAAAGCGGUAUUUCCGAAUGGUGGGAGAUGGGAAGGAAAGGAGAUAGGAUUGUAUGCUCGGAUGAGGGAAAUCAUUAGAGAAGCCCGCAAGGAUCAGAAGGUAUCGGCGGAGACAUAGCCUUGCGUGUAAUCGGAAUAAAUGCAGCCGACUUUCACCCUGCGGCAUCAACGGAGGUAUUCGGGGACUGAAACUUCCCCAGUCUAUCUUUGUCUAUAGUCUCUUGCUCAGCGCCGUAAAAGCCUCCGCCGCACACAACUAAAAGCCCUAACGAUUGCUGCUGCCCCAGCCCAC
Sodiomyces alkalinus F11 is the source of this 2904-nucleotide messenger RNA. RefSeq lists its product as hypothetical. The record is from RefSeq and is a predicted model, not a curated record. The transcript is spliced from 3 exons. Gene Ontology annotation, biological process: protein phosphorylation. NCBI's taxonomy places the organism in Eukaryota, Fungi, Ascomycota, Sordariomycetes, Glomerellales, Plectosphaerellaceae. Gene Ontology annotation, molecular function: protein kinase activity. The annotation marks the transcript as partial.